This is a messenger RNA of Hevea brasiliensis (rubber tree), 655 nucleotides long. Its product is annotated as EG45-like domain containing protein. The coding region runs from base 54 to 470 and encodes 138 amino acids. The transcript has 3 exons. Lineage: Eukaryota; Viridiplantae; Streptophyta; Magnoliopsida; Malpighiales; Euphorbiaceae. The record is from RefSeq and is a predicted model, not a curated record. Gene Ontology annotation, cellular component: cell wall; apoplast. Gene Ontology annotation, biological process: systemic acquired resistance.
UAGUUCAUAGCAUUAUGCCCAUCACUUGUUUAAUUAGCUAACUAAAGAACGUAAUGGUGAUGGAAACAAUUAACCGUAUGCUUAUUUUCUCCAUGAUAACCCUAGGGUUAGUCUUCUGCUUCUUCCCAAAAGAAGCUGCGGCGGACCAGGGGACUGCUACCUUCUACACUCCUCCAUACGUUCCAUCUUCAUGCUAUGGGAAUUCAGAUGAAGGUGUAAUGAUUGCAGCAGCAAGUGAAGCAAUAUGGGACAACCGAGCAGCUUGUGGAAGAAACUAUAGAGUGACUUGCCUAAGUGCAACCAACAAGGGAGACCCUCACCCUUGCAAUGGUAACUCUGUGGUUGUGAAAAUUGUGGACUAUUGCCCCCCACCAGGUUGUCAGGCCACCAUUGAUUUAUCUCAAGAAGCUUUUUCCUCCAUCGCCAACCCUGAUGCUGGAAAGAUUAAUAUUGCCUUUGAUCGUGUGUGAAGUGAGAAGAGGGUUAUGUUUCUGUUGGGUGGAAAUAAGAGGCGUUUGAAGAUACCAGAAGCAGCAGUGAAUUAAAGUUAUUAUGUGCUUGAAAAAGAUGUAUUUGUAAAAUAAAGUUUAAGUGCUUGAACAAGAUGUAUUUGUAAUAUUGUCAAUAUUCAGAAAAAUAAAUUAAUUAAGAUGCA